CUCUGAGACACUUUGACCCCUUUUAUAAUGGACGACUAUGGCUCGGUGAAUGCGUUCGACGCCCAUUCGCUGCCGAUGCGCUUCCGCUCAGCCGCCGACGGCGUCGAGUACAUGCUCGCGACCUCUGUUGCCAGACACAUGGGACGGUCACUCGUCGAUCUAUUCAGGACAUACCCUGGACUCCACCGCCGCCAAGCGCGCGACGACGAGUGGAUGUUUCUUGUUGGCAAAGGCGAAUGCUUUACAACGAAGGCGACCCUCGUUCGGGCAGCUGAGAUUGAACUGCUGGCAGCACGCACAGCAAAUAAAGAGACGCCAUCUGCCGCAGACGCACUGAUGCAGCAACCAUUGUUGAUACAGCACAUUGUCACACCCCAAUUGCCGGACGACGCUGAACCAUCCAAAACACUGGCAGCGACCGCGCCCAAGCAAUCCUUGUACUGUUUCACUCCGUUCGAACGGGGAGACGAGCGACCGUCUGUGGCAAGGCGGCAUGCUGUCCAGAAGCCGCGUAAUGUGUUUUCGAGCUUGUUCCGCGUUCUCGGGGCCGGCCCGGCUUCGGAAGCGUUGCAGACUGUCGCGGCCGUCGAAGAGGUGCUUGUACCCAUCCGUAUCGAUCUAGACAUUGAUGGAUUCAAGUACAAGGACUCGUUUGUCUGGAAUCUGCGUGAUCAACUUGUGACUCCAGAAGACUUUGCAACAAUGCUAUGCGAGGACAACGAGCUACCACGACAACUCUUUCAUACGCUUAUUGUUGACUCCAUUUCCAAGCAGCUGAUCGAGUUUGCAUCGUUUAACGAGAUGGCCAACACAUCUAGCCUGCCGCGAUUUGACGAUCGUCGCGUGCCAAUCAAGCUCGACGUGCAGUACGGCCAAAUUGCACUAAGCGAUCAGAUCGAGUGGGACAUUUUCGAUCCCGACAACAGUCCGGAGGAGUUUGCAGCUCACUAUUGUGCCGAGCUGUCGCUUCCCAGCGAAUACAUUCCGACAAUUGCGCAUCUCAUUCACGAGCAAGUGAUCGCCCACCGCAAGUUGGCAAUUACAGGCGACAGUCAUGCUGCGGCUGAUCUUGGUUUGGUAGGCUUCCCGCCAGUUCGAAUCGGCCCUUCAGCCGAGGACUGGACUCCGCAUAUGGAAGUGUUCGAUCCGGCAGAUUUAGAAAGGGUGCAACAGCAACGCGACCGAUCAUCCCGUUCGCGUAGGGAGGUUGCUUCACGGCGAGGUGCCACCUCUUCGCGAAGGUCAGCGGCCGCAGCAGCUGCAGCGGCACUGACUGGUGCUACUGGCUCUGGAUUUGUUGCUGGUUCCGGUGUUGUCACUCCCACUGCCGGAAAGGUGUGGGUGAUGCCCGUGCAUCACGAUUCCGGAUCGACCAUAGCUGCCCACGGUUCUCAUGACAAUCGACGGAGAUCCGAGCACAAGCUGUACUAAGAAUUGAAACAAAACGUUGUGUAAAUACAUCGCAGUUGCACAAAA
Capsaspora owczarzaki ATCC 30864 is the source of this 1476-nucleotide messenger RNA. RefSeq lists its product as hypothetical. Gene Ontology annotation, biological process: chromatin remodeling; regulation of transcription by RNA polymerase II. Bases 28 to 1431 code for a protein of 467 amino acids. The record is from RefSeq and is a predicted model, not a curated record. Gene Ontology annotation, cellular component: nucleus; nuclear chromosome. The transcript is spliced from 9 exons. NCBI's taxonomy places the organism in Eukaryota, Filasterea, Ministeriida, Capsasporidae. Gene Ontology annotation, molecular function: transcription coregulator activity.